AUGAUCGGUUUUCGACCAAAACUAUCGGCAUGUGACGUCAUGCUACAGCUCAAGGACCAAAUUAUAGAGAAGCCAACGCGAGACACAAAAGUGAUCGUGGGGUUAGAUGUGGCAAAGGCAUUUGACAACGUGAGGCACGUGUCGAUCUUAGAGAAUCUGACCUCACUGAACGUCGGGAAGAGAGUUUACCACUACAUCAAGGACUUCCUUUCGAACAGGAAAGCCACCUUAAAGAUAGGGGAAGAAUCCAUCGAGGACAUUAAAUUAGGUAACAGGGGGACGCCGCAGGGCUCGGUGUUAUCACCAACCCUUUUCAACAUUGUGAUGUUGAAACUGCCUGAACAGUUAAGAGAUAUUGAGAAUCUAAAUCACACCAUUUAUGCGGACGACUUAACAUUAUGGAUUAACAAGGGCAGUGACGGGCAAAUUGAAAGUUCCCUGCAAAACGCCAUUGAUAAAAUCGUAGAGUACCUGAAACCCAAAGGACUUAAAUGUUCAGCCGAAAAGUCGGAAGCACUGUUCCUCAUGCCCCCCGGACAACGGCGGCUCCACAUGCAGCCUGAAGUGGACAUCCACUUGUAUAUUAAUGGCGCAGAGAUCCCCGCGGUCGACAGUAUCCGCGUUCUCGGGCUGAGAAUUCAGGCGAACCGGAAGAAUCAUGAAAUGCUUGCCAGGUUAGAAGCCAGUUCAAAUCAGACAUGUCGUCUCAUCAGACGAAUAGCGAACAGGCACGCUGGGAUGAAGGAGGCGAACCUUCUUAGGCUCGUGCAAACCUUCAUAAUAAGUAGGAUAGUGUACGUGGCGCCUUACCUCAAAUUAAACCAAGCGGAGCGGAACAAGCUCGAUACCAUUAUCAGAAAAAGUGUGAAAGUCGCGCUCGGACUUCCCCCGAACACGUCCACUGACAGACUCAUGAAAUUAGGCGUAUCGAACACACUCGAUGAGCUGAUUGAGGCUACCGUUACCGCACAGCAUCAAAGGCUACUCGGAUCUAAAACGGGGAGAGCAAUAUUAGAGAGAUUGGGUUACGAGCCUAAGCGUGAUCAAGUGCGCUCAAAAGACAUACCGGGACAAAUCAGGGACAGAAUAAAGAUACCUCCGCUACCCAGAAACAUGAACCCUGCCUUUCACGAAGGCAGACGUAAAGCCAGGGCAGAGGCAUUACAAGCCAAGUACACCGGUCGACAGGACGUCCUGUAUACAGACGCAGCGGAAUAUGAGAACAAAGCGGCACACACGGCAGUGGCAGUCAGGGAUAACGGCGCCCUGAUGGCGUGCUGCACAGUCAGUGGUGGUGAGACUGUAGAGGCCGAGGAAGUGGCCAUAGCCUUGGCCAUCAGCCAAAAGGGGGUCAGGGUGGUCAUCAGCGACUCCAAAAACGCCGUGAGGAAUUAUGAAUCGGGAAGGGUGACGGAGACUGCCGUCCGUAUAUUAAACACGUUAGGAAGACCCAGAGAGAUUAUUCUGCUCGUCUGGGCACCAGCGCACCAGGGACUUAGAGGGAACGAGGAGGCUCAUUCGGUCGCCCGAGGUCUCACUUACCGGUCGACCCCCGGAACCUCACCAGUUACCGAACUUCGAAAAAGAAGAUACGGACUGGAGGAAAAGGUGGAUUAUAGCUAUUAA
This is a messenger RNA of Rhipicephalus sanguineus (brown dog tick), 1626 nucleotides long. RefSeq lists its product as uncharacterized. Gene Ontology annotation, molecular function: nucleic acid binding. The transcript has 2 exons. The record is from RefSeq and is a predicted model, not a curated record. The coding region runs from base 1 to 1626 and encodes 541 amino acids. Lineage: Eukaryota; Metazoa; Arthropoda; Arachnida; Ixodida; Ixodidae.